Racocetra fulgida is the source of this 230-nucleotide messenger RNA. Lineage: Eukaryota; Fungi; Glomeromycota; Glomeromycetes; Diversisporales; Gigasporaceae. The record is from the annotation of a GenBank genome assembly.
AAUGGUCAUCCAAUGUCUAUAAAGUUAUCAAGCCAAUACAUGCACCUUUACAGUCAGUAGUGCUUCCAGAAGGUAUAGAAGAUAAGAACCACAAAAACAUCGACAAAAUAGAAAUUCCACAAUUAGAUAGUGAUACUAGCAAUAAAUCUGAUUCCAAUGGAGAUGAUAUAGACCAUUCAAGUAAACAACCUAAUAACAAAACAAACGAAGAAUUAGAUUUAACGAAGUAA